AUGUAUCAGAAGGAUCUCCCGGCCCACCACGAUCUCAUGAAUUGCUGGCCCAAUAGCCUACCACGCGUCUUGAUCAUAGGUAUGUUGGCUCAUGUCAUCAUGAAAAGAAGAAGAAGAAGAAACCCGGCAAAACAGAAUAAUAAAGGCCCAGACUCCAGAGGAAGAGAGGAGAGACAUGAAUGAUGAUGAUGGGCUCGAUCAUUGCAAAGCGUGCUCGUCUUCUUCAUGAGUCACCCACCAGGCACCAGUUGAUGCUGUCUGUAUUGCAAUUGGUCUCCAGUCAGAAACUCAGAAAUCAGAAUCCUCCCCGCAUGAAUCCUACCGAACACGCCCCAUUUUGGGUCUGUGGAAUAUCAUUAUUUUAAGGAAAGCUUAGUUGUUUUUCCGGUGGUGGGUGGUUGUUGGUGUUGUUUUCCAUAUGUGUGGGUGGCAAUUGGCAUCCCCCACAUUCACAGGCAGUCGUCACAGCAUCACAGGACACAGCUCAGUGAGCCCCACAUCACUCAAAACAACUCUAUUACUCUUCGUUCGCCUUCCCGGGUCGCGUCGUGAUCAGUGCGUCAGUUUUCUUUUCGAACAGAACAGAGGAGCGAAGGAAUAACCCUUCUUUUUUUUUUUUUUUUUUUAAAUUUCCGAUUCCCGUGGUGUUGGCUGAUGACUGCCAUUGUUGGAUGCUGUUGGUGCUGCCUUUUUACGAACACUUGGAUCGCAUAGCUGUAAAGGUCAUCACCCCCCCUCUCCACUCCUGCGACUAGGACUAUGUCACUUUGUUCGCUCUCUCCUCUGUUAUCAAUCUCGCGUCUUUUCUCUCUUCCGUUUUUUCGAGCUCUACUCCUUAGUCCUUGCUUCUUACUUCCAUUUUGAAUAAAGCUUCUUACUUCCGUUUUUCGAUCUCUCUUCCGUUAUCAAUCUCACGUCUUCUCUCUCUCUCUCGAUCAUGGCUCGGAUUGCGAAGGUUUGUGCAUUCCAUCGCGAGGGAAACGAAUGGUUUUGUAAUGCUGGUCUACCAAGUGAUAUUACUGUUGAAGUAGAUGGUAUAUGCUUCCAUCUCCAUAAGUUUCCUCUUGUGUCAAAGUGUGGGAAGAUUGCAAAACUAUUAGAAGAAUCUCAGAAUAAGCAUGAGCAUACUUUCUACACCACUUUAAGUGAAUUUCCUGGUGGACCUGACAUGUUUUUGGCUGCUGCCAAAUUCUGCUAUGGGGCCAGGGUGGAAUUGACACCAAGGAACAUAGUGAUGUUGUAUUAUGCAGCAGAUUAUCUUGAAAUGACAGAGGAAUAUGGAGAUGAAAACUUAUUACCCAAGUGUGAUAGUUUCUUCCACAAGAAUGUCCUUCAUAACUGGAAAGAUUGUAUUCUGGCUCUUCAAAGUUCUGAUCCCGCUAUUUUAGGAGCUGAAAAGCUACAAGUUUUGAGCAAAUCCCUGAAUUCUCUAUCUAUGAUGGCUUGUACAGAUCCAAGUCUGUUUGGAUGGCCCAUGAUGAUGUAUGGUACCUUACAGAGCCCUGGUGGAAGCAUCCUUUGGAAUGGUAUCAACACUGGGGCAAGAAUCAGAAGCUCAGAGUCUGACUGGUGGUUUGAAGAUGUCUCGUACUUCAGUGUGCCUUUGUUUGAGAAACUUAUUGAAACAAUGAAAGCAAGAGGCAUGAGACCUGAAAAUCUAGCUGGUGCAAUUAUAUAUUAUGCAAGAAAGUAUCUACCAGGUCUCAGCCGAUGGCAAAGUGGACAAAGCGGGAAAAGUAGAACUGUUGCAAGUUUUAGCAUGAUUCCUGCCACCGUUGAUCAGAGGGAUCUACUGGAAAGCAUUGAAAAAUUGCUUCCUGACAAGAAGGGGAAAUCGUUUUGCCGUUUCUUGUUGGGGCUUCUACGGGUUGCAAUGAUACUUGAUGUUAGUCAAUCAUGCAAGGACUCCUUGGAGAGGAGAGUGGGCAUGCAAUUAGAUCUAGCAACCCUAGAUGGUCUUCUAAUUCCCACUUAUGCAGAUUCUGAUACUUUAUACAACACUGAUUGCGUAGAACGGAUUAUCCAGCAUUUUUUGUCGUCAGAUUCAAAUAUAACAUGGUUUUCUCCAUCAUCUUUUGACCUAGAAACAUCACCGUUAUCAGGUCCACUAAGAAAGGUUUCAAAACUGGUAGACAGCUAUAUUGCAGAGGUUGCUGCUGACGUAAACUUGAAACCUGAUAAAAUACGGUCUCUUGUGGAGGCUCUUCCAGAAUCUUCAAGGUCCUUGCAUGAUGGACUAUAUCGAGCAUUGGAUAUCUAUUUUAAGGCACACCCUUGGCUUUCAGACAAUCAGAAGGAGCAACUCUGCAGCAUGAUUGACUACCAGAAGCUCUCAAUUGAUGCAUGUGCACACGCAUCUCAAAAUGAGCGCUUGCCACUUAGAGUCAUUCUUCAAGUCCUGUUCUUUGAGCAGUUACAAUUGAGAACUGCCCUUGCUGGUUGUCUCCAUGUCUUGGACAAUGAAAGUGCUCCUGCAGGCCCUGCUACUGAAGACAUGGCAAGCCAGAUUGUGCAAAGAAAUGGAUGGGUUACAGUUGUCCGUGAGAAUCAAGUUUUGAGAGUUGACAUGGAGAAGACGAGGGCCAAGGUUGGAGAGCUUGAGCAAGAAUUUGGGAGAAUAAAGCAAGAGAUGCAAAGGGUGGCUAAAUCGUGCAGCUCUCUCAGUUCCCCUCAUUUGGUGGCAAAGGGAAUUGGAUGCAAGCGUCUAGAACGAUCAUCAGAUGCACAAACAGAAAUGAUUGAAAGUGUGAUUCCUAGCCCAGUGGCAUCUGUUGAGCACUCACGACCUUCUGACAAUUUAAGACACCGCAAAAGCUUCUCUUUAUUCUGAUUAAAGGAACACUAAAAGACCAAGUUGUAUGUUGAUUCUUUAGAGAUUUUUAUGGUGUGAAUACUUAAAGGUGGGAAGAUGUGAAGAAAUUAUUAUUUACUGUGCAGCAGAAAGGCAAAACCGAUGGAGUUGGGAACUGUUUUUUGGUGCUUGAGUAAUUCUCUGUGCUGAAAUGUUGAUUUGGCCAUCCUAGUGAAUGUUCCUGCCUUCUUUGGUUGAUCAGGAGAGCAUGUAACCUAUCCAGAUAAAAAUUAUGGAUCGAGUGUUUUGUUCAUCAAAUCUCCAAGCCCCAAUAUAUAUGAUAUGCAUGGAUCACAUGUAGUAGGGUCAACUUUCCACUUGAUGCAAGGAUUCUUCUAAAUCUUCUUAGAAUGGAGCCUGCAAAGAUGAGCUAUGUUACUAUAUUAGAGAACACGCUCAUUUCUGGACAGCAUGAUAAAUUGUGAGGUUUUGCUGUCCAUUGGUGAGCGUCAACUAUAUCCAGAUGAAUUAUCACAUUAUGAUGGGGCUUAGUGCAAAAAUAACAGUAAAAUUGUAAUUGCUACAGGUAUACAAGUGAUUGAUUUAUAAUACAUUGGUAUACAGCCUUAUGAAACAAGAUAAUGCUUCAGAAUUAUUGGGGGUCAGGAAAAGAUGUUAGACUCCCUUUAUUUUAAAGUUUAAA
Molecule: messenger RNA, 3494 nt
Organism: Nelumbo nucifera (sacred lotus)
Lineage: Eukaryota; Viridiplantae; Streptophyta; Magnoliopsida; Proteales; Nelumbonaceae
Product: BTB/POZ domain-containing protein At3g44820
Molecular function (GO): protein binding
Source: RefSeq, a predicted model, not a curated record